Molecule: messenger RNA, 1989 nt
Organism: Trypanosoma conorhini
Lineage: Eukaryota; Euglenozoa; Kinetoplastea; Trypanosomatida; Trypanosomatidae
Product: acyltransferase
Exons: 1
Coding region: 1-1989 (662 amino acids)
Biological process (GO): carnitine metabolic process
Cellular component (GO): mitochondrion
Molecular function (GO): carnitine O-acetyltransferase activity
Source: RefSeq, a predicted model, not a curated record
AUGUCGGGACGGAAGAAGUCUUCGAGGGGGUCACAUCCAACUGUUUCACCUACAGAUGAGGAUGGGGCCGCAAUUUCUCUCCCUGCUGACAUGCUGCUGCCUGUCGUUCGCAAGCUAAGUCUUCGUUGCAAAGAAGUUGCUUUUCGUCCUGCGCACAGCCGGCUUGUUAACCUGAAUUGCACGCGACCACAUGGGGCUCUGCAGGAGGGAGAACUCCGUGCCAGGGCGAGCUCGCCCGAGGUUCCCGAAACUUUGUUGACUGACAUUGUGACAAUGGUCAAUGAUUCCCAGAGACUUCUUCGUCGUGCUCCAGACUUUAGUCUCGAGACGGUUUUCACGAACGCCAUGGAUUUGUUGCAUUCCGCUGCUUUUCGGCUUAACUGGCUCGACACGGUGGCAAAAUCCUGCGACAGUGCGGUGGCGUACCCAUUUACUGCAUUUCGCUUUAUGGGGCCUCGGCCGCUAAGCUCCUCAAGCGCCGCCCUCCCAGCUGACGAAGGGGUCCAGAGGUGUGUGCGGACGGCCGAGACUAUACAACGGAUCCUGCGGGUUUUCGCUGCUGCCUCCAACAAUAGCCAGUGGCAGUUGCAACACCUCCUCUUCCACGUCGUGCGAAAUGAAAAGGCUUCUGUGAAGGGGCUGGUCUCGGUCAACUACAACAGCCGCCACAUUACGGUUUGUUGCGGUCUCUACUAUUAUCGCGUGGAUGUACUGGAUGAGGAUGGAUUUGUCGCUGAUGCAGAGAUUCUCGCAGGGCGUCUGCAGGCUGUUCGGGAACACGCAGAACGCACGGAACGGGCACUUUUUGAACAGAAACUGUUGCCCGAUGCCCGGGAGGAACUGCUGGCAUUCUACCAGCUUCUGGGUAGCCUGACGAAGAUUGACCGUACGGAAUGUGCUGCGGUCAUGGAACGCCUGAAGAACUCUGACCCUGCCAACGCGGCUUCUCUUGUCGACAUAGACACGGGGAUAUUCACGGUGGUUCUCCAAAGUCUGGACAACAAGGCGGCGUCGGCUCGAUGGUACAGAAGUGCCCUUGUGCUUGAGGAGCAGGAGGAGACGGGCGUGCUGGCGGUGCGUGGACACUCCAUCUUGGUCCACGGCGAGGAUCUUAUGGACUUCCUCACGCGGGUCUUCUCCCGGGACGCCGCGUCUGACGGGUUGAGCAAAAGCGGGGAUGAAUCCUUCGGCGCGGGGAAAGCUUCUACCAUCGACGGAGGGCUGCCUCCGGGUGUGGAGCACUUGGAUUUGUGGCUGCAGUGGAAGCACCGUAAACCUAUGCGGCCCUACGCGGUGGCCAAACCCGCCCCACCCGCGUUCCCGCUUCCCAUUUCACAGGAGACUGGCCUCUCUUUUGUCCAUCUUUGCAUGUCUGCCGUUCUCGCGGUGCAGCAGGUGUUAACGCCCUGUACGGAAUUUCCGACAGUUUUAGUUGCCUUUCCACACCGGAGGGGCGGACUGUCGGCGGCGUUGAUGUAUUCAUGCGAAGUCGAGGCCUUUAUUCGCUCCCUGUGCUGUGGGUCCGCGCUGGUGGAGCGGCAUGCCACAAAAGAAUUAGCUCUCAAAGCUUUACACAGCCUGGCGAAGAUCAUUGACGUUUGCUUUCAUGAAACGUACCCCAUCUAUUCCAUGGCGAAGUUGCUCCUUGCCGAAGGAAAAGCGACAGCGACAGGCGCUUGCGUGGACAACGCCAUUUUGGGCAUGGUAGACCUUCAUGUUACAAUUGGUAUGCUGGGCUCAGGCAAGAAGGCGUUGGAUUGUGAAACAUGUCUGCCAUUGCCCUCGCGGUUUGCGCUCACCUGUGGUGCAGCGGGGCGUAUUUCGCAGAAGUCAUCCGUGCGGGGACCCUCGGAGGCCACUUUGAGUUGUGCCGCGCUGAAGGUGUCGGAAGCCAACGAGGCGUCCACGUUGGGGGCGCAACUAGCGGCGUGCAUUGCGGCGAAGUCUCAGGAGUUGCUGUCUUUAGUUUCCAAUGUAAACCCACGUUAG